UAUGGCUAAUAGACACGUCCAUCAGAGUGACGGUUGGAGGAGGCAGAGGUGGUCGUGUUUGGGAAAAAAGAUCGGAAGGUGUCGCAGUAAAUAGGAAAAAUUUUCAAGAUGGCCGAAAACCUUCUGGAGAAAAUUGAAAGCUUCGUCACAUAAAGACCUGGGAGAAUGAAGCAAAAUAGACUAAAAGAAAAAGUUGAGACACAGCUGCCUCCAGAUGUCGAUAAAGGGAAAAAAAGACGAAAGACCAGCUUGACUCCAGGCAGUGAGACUUUGAGUGCACGUCAUGUAGAUUGGGGAAAUCUGCACUAUGAUGUGAUUCUGCACAUCUUUCAGUACCUACCAUUGGUGGAUCGGGCUUACGCGUCAUCAGUCUGUAGAACAUGGAAUGAAGUCUUUCACAUGCCUGAGCUGUGGAGACGAUUUGAGUUUGAACUGAGCCAGCCAGCCACAUCCUAUCUGAAGUCAACUCACCCAGAUCUGAUCCAACAGAUAAUAAAAAAACAUGCAGAUCAUUUGCAGUAUGUCAGUUUUAAGGUUGACAGUAGUACUGAGUCUGCAGAAGCAGCUUGUGAUAUUCUUUCACAAUUGGUCAACUGUUCCAUAAAGACCUUGGGGCUGAUCUCCACAGCAAGACCUAGUUUCAUGAAUUUGUCAAAGUCCCGUUUUGUGUCAGCCCUGACUGUGGUGUUUGUGAACUCAAAAUCACUGUCAUCGAUCAAGAUUGAUGAUACUCCAGUGGAUGACCCAUCUCUUAAGGUGUUGGUGGCAAAUAACAGUGACACUUUGAAAUUGUUGAAAAUGAGUAGUUGUCCUCAUGUCUCACCUGCAGGUAUUCUUUGUGUAGCAGAUCAGUGUUACGGCCUCAGAGAGUUGGCACUAAACUAUUACCUUCUGAGUGAUGAGUUGCUAUUGGCUUUAUCCAGCGAGAAGCACGUUCAUCUGGAACACCUUCGCAUUGAUGUGGUCAGUGAGAACCCUGGACAGACACAGUUCCACAGUAUCAAAAAGAGUAGUUGGGAUGCUCUUGUGAAACAUUCUCCAAAGGUCAACAUUGUCAUGUACUUCUUUCUAUAUGAAGAAGAAUUUGAUCCAUUUUUCCGUGAUGAAACCCCAGUCACACACAUCUAUUUUGGCCGUGCAGUCAGCAAAGAACUGUUGGGUCGUAUUGGAAUGAACUGUCCAAGAUUGAUCGAACUAGUGGUUUGUGCAAAUGGCCUUCAGCCUCUGGAUGAUGAAUUGAUUUGCAUUGCAGAACGUUGCAAAAACCUUACAGCGAUGGGUCUGGGUGAAUGUGAGGUUUCGUGCAGUGCAUUUGUGGAGUUUGUAAAAAUGUGUGGAGGACGGUUGACCCAGCUGUCCAUUAUGGAGGAAGUACUAAUACCAGAUCAGAAAUAUAAUUUGGAGCAAAUCCACUGGGAAGUCUCCAAGUACCUGGGAAGAGUAUGGUUCCCAGAUAUGAUGCCCACCUGGUAGAUGUUUUGCAGAUUAAUUAAAUUUCGAAGAGGAGCACAGCAAGAUUGUGGGGGUAGUUCAUAACUAUUUUAACAGUGAAUAAAGCAUGCAGAUAAAUAGAUGGUAAACCAUAAUACAGACUUAAAAUUAAUACACCUAUAUAUGUCUAACAUUUAUUUGAAUGCACUUUUCAAUCCAGUAUGUCAGGAAUUGAUGACACUGAUUUUGACUGUAAAUCUAAUUGCAUACAGGUUGCAUCUUAAAUAUUUCAUGCUUUGAAAAUGUUUUAUCUAAUCUUGUGUGACUUCUUAUGGAUUAGACCGGGUAAAGAUUGUGACUUUAAAGAAUGUACAUUUUCAUUAAUCAUGGAAACAAAUUGAAUAAUGUAUAGUAAUCAAAUCUACCUUAAAAUCUUUUGCCUCAGAGAGGGAGAAAGAGAGAGAGAGCUUCAGGAAGCUGACAAGUUAACUAUUAUUCAUUUGUAACUGUAUCCAACAAAUCCACUUUUCAAUAUGUAGAAUUUUCACAUUUGAGCUGGAUGAUCUGACUUGACUGACCUGUCGAAGGAGGGUUAGGUUGCAAAGAAUCACAGCAGUUGGGAGGUUGGGGGUCUGGAAGGGAAAGGAUGGUGGUUAGAGGCCUCCAGAAUGAAAUUGGAGAGCAUUUAGAAGUAUUGUGAUGAGGGUGGGUGGGUUGACAAGCAUUUUGAAUCCAGUACAUAGUUGCAAAGGUCUUUAUUUCCUGAUUCAGCAGUCUCUCCCCAAUCUAGUUAAUGGGUUAAAUUUCAAAUGUGGAAAACGAAUGAAGCAUGCAAUUAACACCAUCCCCUCUCUCUUAAUAUCCACCUCCAGUCAAGCCCUUCCAUAUAUAAUGCAAACCUUCAAAGUUUGUGCGAAGAUUUGUAGCUCGGGUGCUUGUUGUAGUGGUUCUGUUCGCCGAGCUGGAAGUUUUGGUUGCAAA
Messenger RNA from Hemiscyllium ocellatum (epaulette shark), 2412 nucleotides. RefSeq names its product F-box/LRR-repeat protein 3-like. Lineage: Eukaryota; Metazoa; Chordata; Chondrichthyes; Orectolobiformes; Hemiscylliidae. Gene Ontology annotation, molecular function: protein binding. The coding region runs from base 166 to 1473 and encodes 435 amino acids. The record is from RefSeq and is a predicted model, not a curated record. The transcript has 6 exons. Gene Ontology annotation, cellular component: SCF ubiquitin ligase complex; nucleus; cytosol. Gene Ontology annotation, biological process: G2/M transition of mitotic cell cycle; regulation of cell cycle; entrainment of circadian clock by photoperiod.